Messenger RNA from Aegilops tauschii subsp. strangulata, 3689 nucleotides. RefSeq names its product tyrosine-sulfated glycopeptide receptor 1. NCBI's taxonomy places the organism in Eukaryota, Viridiplantae, Streptophyta, Magnoliopsida, Poales, Poaceae. Gene Ontology annotation, molecular function: ATP binding; protein binding; protein kinase activity. The record is from RefSeq and is a predicted model, not a curated record. Gene Ontology annotation, biological process: protein phosphorylation.
CAGAACCGGAGGCUGGCGGCUGGCCCAAGCAACGAGGUCAAACAUGAGGAACGGGGCCCACACAGCAGCAUUCUCCUUUUCCUCCAUGGGCUGAAAAACACGCUAGUGGCAAACGUGCAAAAGGAGCCGAUUAGGAUGUGAAUGCGUCCAUAGCGCCUCACCUUAGCCAUUUUCUUCGAGGCAACGGCAGGCAGCUUCUUCCUCCUCCAUGCUGCUCUGCGCCACGAACCCAUCGCCCAUGGUGGUUCCCUAGGCAAUCAGGGUCCGAGUAGCGCAAAAGCAGCCCUGCGUUAGCCGAGUUUCAUGAGAGGGAACCAUGCAGCCGCUCAGCUCAUCAUGCCGUAGCAGCAGCAGCAGAUACACCACCAAAUCAUCCACGCCGUUCGCCGGCCUUGUUGCUGUCGCCCUUCUGCUCUGCUUCGUCUCGCCAACCAGCUCCUGCACGGAGCAGGAGAGGAGCGCCCUCCUCGGCUUCCUGGGCGGGCUCGUGCCGGGCGGCAGCGGCAGUCUCAACGUGUCGUGGGUGAACGGCACGGACUGCUGCCAAUGGGAAGGCGUCCUCUGCAGCGGCGACGGCACGGUCACAGAUGUCUUUGUGGCUUCCAGAGGUCUCAGAGGGCUCGUCUCGCCAUCCCUCGGCGAUCUUGCUGGCCUCAAGCGCCUCAACCUGUCCCAUAAUUCGCUUGAAGGCAGUCUACCGGCAGAAUUGGUGUUCUCCAGAAGCAUUACUGUCCUCGACGUCAGCUUCAACCACCUCGAUGGUCAUCUGCAAGAGCUGCAAGCCUCAGAUACCAACCUUCCUCUGCAGGUGCUGAAUAUCUCAAGCAAUUUGUUUGGAGGCCAGUUUCCAUCAACAACAUGGGGGGCGAUGAGGAAUCUGGUUGCCCUUAAUGCGAGCAACAACACCUUCACAGGACAAAUACCAUCUUCUCUCUGCACCAACGCCCCCUUAUUUGACAUGCUUGACCUUUGUUUCAACCAAUUCAGUGGCAACAUUCCCCCAGGGCUUGGCAGUUGCUCCAUGCUGAAAGUGCUCAAGGUUGGACACAAUAACCUCAGCGGAGCUCUCCCGCCGGAACUCUUCAAUGCUACCUCACUGGAGCAGCUCUCCUUACCCAACAAUUUCUUGCAAGGAGUUAUUGAUGGCUCCCACAUAGCAAAACUAAGCAAUCUGACUGUCCUUAAUCUUGGAUCGACUGGCCUCAGUGGCAAGAUUCCGGAUUCUGUCGGCCAGUUAACAAGAUUGGAGCAACUCUACUUGGACAACAACAAGAUGUCUGGUGAGCUGCCACCGGCCCUAGGUAACUGCUCAAAUCUCAGAUACAUUACCAUCAGAAACAACAGUUUUACCGGGGAACUUAGCAAAGUCAACUUCACCAUGUUGGAUCUGAGGACAGCUGAUUUUUCAUUGAACAACUUCACUGGUACAAUUCCUGAAAGUAUCUACUCAUGCACCAACCUAGUUGCGUUACGUCUGGCUUUCAAUCAAUUCCAUGGCCAGUUCUCACCAAGCAUUGGAAAUCUCAGGUCCCUCUCCUUCUUUUCAAUCACCGGCAACUCUUUUACAAAUAUCACAAAUGCACUUCAGAUGCUCAAGAGCUGCAAGAAUCUCACCUCCCUGCUUAUUGGAACCAACUUCAAGGGUGAAACCAUACCACAGGAUGAAACAAUUGAUGGUUUUGAGAAGCUUCAGGUACUCACCAUAGAUGAUUGCCCAUUGGUUGGGCAAAUCCCGCUUUGGAUAUCAAAGCUUGAAAAAUUGGAGAUGCUAGACCUGUCAAUGAAUCAACUCACUGGACCGAUACCAUCCUGGAUUGAUGGGCUGGGCUUCCUGUUCUUUCUAGAUAUAUCAAGCAACAAACUUACAGGGGAUAUACCAGCUGCAUUGACAAAGAUGCCGAUGUUACUAUCAGAGAAAAAUGCUGCUAAGCUGGACCCAAAGUUCCUUGAGUUGCCUGUAUUUUGGACACCAUUACGUCAAUACCGGAUGGUCAGUGCUUUUCCCAACAAAUUGUGUCUGGACAACAAUAAUUUCACUGGUGUGAUUCCCCCUGAGAUUGGUCAGCUAAAAAUGCUUGACAUCCUUAAUUUAAGCUCCAACAGCUUAACUGGUGGAAUACCACAAGAAAUCUGCAACCUCACAAACCUGCAAACACUCGAUCUGUCGAACAACCAGCUCACAGGUGCAAUACCAUCUGCACUGAAUGGUCUGCACUUCCUUUCCAAAUUUGAUGUUUCCAACAACAAGCUAGAAGGGAAAGUUCCAAGUGGAGGACAGUUUGAUUCUUUUUCAAAUUCUAGCUACAGUGGGAAUCCAAAGCUAUGUGGCCCUAUGAUCAAUAAUGACUGCAACUCAACAUCAUCUUCAGCGUCCCCAAGACGGUGGAACAAGAAGAACAUUACUGCCGUUGGAUUAGGUGUGUUCUUCGGAGGGCUUGCCAUUCUGUUCUUGCUGGGACGUCUGCUUAUGGCCCUCAGAAGAACAAACUCUGUCCACCAAAACAAGGGUAGCAGCAAUGGCGACAUAGAGGCAAGUUCAUUUACUUCUGCAUCAGAUGACUUGUGCAAUGUGACGAAAGGAAGCAUUUUGGUGAUGGUACCUCAAGGCAAGGGAGAAUCAGGCAAAAUCACCUUCCAUGAUAUCUUAAAGGCCACAAAUAACUUUGACCAGCAGAACAUCAUCGGCUGCGGAGGUAAUGGUCUAGUUUACAAGGCAGAGCUGCCGAAUGGACCCAAGCUUGCCAUCAAGAAGCUCAACGGCGAAAUGUGUCUCAUGGAAAGAGAAUUCACCGCAGAGGUUGACGCACUCACCGUGGCGAAACAUGACAACCUUGUGCCUCUAUGGGGCUACUACAUCCAGGGAAACUCGAGGCUCCUCAUAUAUUCUUACAUGGAGAAUGGUAGCCUGGAUGAUUGGCUUCACAACAGGGACAAUGGCAACACAUUGCUUGACUGGCCAACAAGGCUAGAGAUUGCACAAGGAGCAAGCCGGGGCCUUUUUUACAUCCACAAUAUCUGCAAGCCACACAUUGUACAUCGUGAUAUCAAGUCCAGCAACAUCCUUCUUGACAGAGAUUUCAAAGCUUAUGUUGCAGAUUUCGGGCUUGCCAGAUUGAUCCGUCCCUAUGACACACAUGUCACAACUGAGCUGGUCGGCACUCUGGGUUAUAUUCCUCCCGAGUACGGGCACGCAUGGGUGGCCACACUGAGGGGAGACAUAUACAGUUUUGGAGUGGUGUUGCUUGAGCUGCUCACAGGGAAAAGGCCCGUCGAGGUCCUGUCCAAGUCGAAGGAACUUGUCCAGUGGGUACGGGAGAUGACGUCCCAGGGAAAGCAUACUGAAGUCUUGGAUCCAGCGCUGAGAGAACAAGGGCAUGAAGAGCAAAUGCUGAAGGUGUUUGAAGUUGCUUGCAAGUGUAUCAACCAUAAUCCGUGCCUGAGGCCAAGCAUCCAAGAGGUGGUAUCCUGCCUGGAAAAUGCAGAUGUGAACCUGCAGGUGGAAAUGUAGUUAAAAGUAGAACAGAAACAGGUGGUAAUCUUGUGCUUUGCUAGACUAGGUGUAAUCUGAGUAGAAGGAUUGUUUUCUAACAGAUUGUACAGUCGUGUGUGUACAGUACAUCUCUGUACAAAAAAAAGGCUUGUAGUUGUGAGCCCAUAUAUUCAAUUUUGCCUCUUUUUGUGUGUGGAAA